Messenger RNA from Setaria italica (foxtail millet), 1116 nucleotides. RefSeq names its product endo-1,3;1,4-beta-D-glucanase. The transcript is spliced from 7 exons. Gene Ontology annotation, molecular function: hydrolase activity. The record is from RefSeq and is a predicted model, not a curated record. NCBI's taxonomy places the organism in Eukaryota, Viridiplantae, Streptophyta, Magnoliopsida, Poales, Poaceae. The coding region runs from base 89 to 811 and encodes 240 amino acids.
CUCCAUUUCCAUUUACACUGGCUUCCACUACGGCCGUCUUGUGAUCUUGUCGCUUCCAUUCCACGCACGCCAGCCUCGGCUCAGCAUCAUGGCAGGUUCGCAGUGCUGCGACAACCCUCCGGCGCUGAACCCCACCGGCGGGGAGGGCAAGGUCGUCGACAGCUUCGGCGGGCUCAAGGCCUACGUCGCCGGCUCCGACGAGUCCAAGGCAGCCGUCAUCCUCAUCUCUGAUAUCUUCGGGUUCCAAUCACCGAAUCUGAGGAAGAUAGCCGACAAGGUUGCUUUGUCUGGUUACUUUGUUGUGGUACCAGAUUUCCUACAUGGAGAUCCUUACACACCUGAGAACGCUGAGAGGCCUCUACCUGUGUGGAUAAAGUCACAUUCUCCGAAAAAAGGGUUUGAAGAGGCAAAACCUGUUAUUGCUGCUCUCAAGGAGAAGGGAGUGUCUUCUGUUGGGGCUGCAGGCUACUGCUGGGGCGGAGUUGUUGUUGUGGAGUUGGCAAAAGCUCAUGAAAUCCAUGCUGCUGUAGUAUUGCACCCUGGGCCUAUUGCCGUUGAUGAUAUCAAAGAGGUCAAGUGCCCAAUUUCGAUACUUGGAGCCGAGUUUGACCAUACUGCUCCACCAGAAUUAGUCAAGCAAUUCGAGCAGGUCCUUUUAGCAAACUCACGAGUUGCUCACUUUGUGAAGAUUUUCCCUGGUGUGGCGCAUGGGUGGAGCGUGAGAUACAACCAUGAUGAUCCGGCUGCCGUGAAGAGUGCUGAGGAAGCACUAGGGGACACAAUCGACUGGUUUAACAAGAACCUGAAAUGAACUCUGAAGUCACAGCUUUAAAUUCUAUAAGCCCUUGCUACUCUACUCACUGUUGCAAGUAUUCUUGGUUAUCUGCAAUUCAGGUCCUCCAUCUUCAGUUAUUUGGUGACUCAUGCUGAUUUCUCGUCACGUAUACUUAUAGCAGCAGAUUGUGAACGCAAUAGAACUAGCAAUUAUUACAAGUAUACGUAUCUGUAACAAAUGGGCUCUAUAUUUCUCAGUGUAUACUUGUUUCCAUGGAUGUGAAGUAAAAUAUACUGAACUUAUGGUAAAAAUUAGUCUGAGAGUUUCAGAAAGAAAAUUAA